This is a messenger RNA of Gorilla gorilla gorilla (western lowland gorilla), 5822 nucleotides long. It is a transcript of the gene SKIC3, whose product is annotated as SKI3 subunit of superkiller complex. Gene Ontology annotation, biological process: nuclear-transcribed mRNA catabolic process. Gene Ontology annotation, molecular function: protein binding. Lineage: Eukaryota; Metazoa; Chordata; Mammalia; Primates; Hominidae. The transcript is spliced from 43 exons. Gene Ontology annotation, cellular component: Ski complex. The coding region runs from base 415 to 5109 and encodes 1564 amino acids. The record is from RefSeq and is a predicted model, not a curated record.
AGAACCCAGCCACUUCCAGUCACGUGAAUGAGUCCUGGGAAAGGCGCAUGCGCUCUCGUUGCAGCCUCGGCGUUUGUAGAAGAGGAGCAUCUGCCCCAGAUGGAAAAUGGGUAAGGAACAAUCAAAUUCAAUUCGGGAAGAAUAUAGAGGUGGUAAUAACUGGUAAAAGUCUGCAGGGCUUUUUUUAACCAAAGGAAACUGGUUUGAGAAAAUUGUGAAAUCAGCAUUGAAAUUUGUUACCUACUCCAAUCAAGAUUUGCAAACUACAAAAAAAUCAUUCUGAAGCUUUCACCUAUAAAUAUAUACCAAGAUAAUUUCAGAUAAGGUUCCCUUUUCAGAUGGCUAAGUUUGUUGGAACAUUUACGGUUGGGUAGGUAUUACUGUAGAUUUACUCAGGCUUUCUGCCUUGACAGAAUGUCCAGCAAGGAAGUGAAGACUGCUCUAAAAAGUGCUAGAGAUGCAAUCAGAAACAAAGAAUACAAAGAAGCUUUGAAACACUGUAAGACAGUGUUAAAGCAAGAGAAAAAUAACUAUAAUGCCUGGGUUUUUAUUGGUGUUGCUGCAGCUGAACUAGAACAACCUGAUCAGGCCCAGAGUGCGUAUAAAAAAGCUGCUGAAUUAGAGCCAGACCAAUUACUAGCUUGGCAGGGGUUAGCAAACUUGUAUGAGAAAUAUAAUCACAUAAAUGCUAAGGAUGACUUGCCUGGUGUUUACCAAAAGCUCAUGGAUCUUUAUGAGAGUGUUGACAAACAGAAGUGGUGUGAUGUCUGCAAGAAACUUGUGGAUCUGUAUUACCAAGAAAAGAAACACCUAGAGGUGGCUCGAACAUGGCACAAGUUGAUAAAAACACGGCAGGAACAAGGUGCAGAAAAUGAAGAGCUUCAUCAACUAUGGAGAAAAUUGACUCAGUUCCUGGCUGAAAGUACAGAGGACCAGAAUAAUGAAACUCAGCAAUUGCUUUUUACUGCUUUUGAGAAUGCACUGGGAUUAUCAGAUAAGAUUCCUAGCGAAGAUCACCAAGUACUUUAUAGGCAUUUCAUUCAGAGUUUAUCCAAAUUUCCUCAUGAGUCUGCUAGAUUGAAGAAGGCCUGUGAAGGAAUGAUAAACAUCUAUCCUACUGUACAGUAUCCAUUAGAAGUGCUUUGUUUGCAUUUAAUUGAAUCAGGAAAUCUUACUGAUGAGGGGCAGCAGUAUUGUUGUAGAUUAGUGGAAAUGGAUUCAAAAAGUGGUCCAGGCCUCAUUGGCUUAGGCAUUAAAGCAUUACAAGACAAAAAGUAUGAAGAUGCUGUUAGGAACCUAACAGAAGGGUUAAAGGAAAGCCCUGUCUGCACAAGUGGAUGGUAUCAUCUGGCAGAAGCCCAAGUCAAAAUGCAUAGACCUAAAGAAGCUGUUCUUUCAUGCAGUCAAGCUCUGAAGAUCAUAGAUAAUCUUGGUGCGUCUGGUAACCGUCUUUAUCAGAGGAAUCUUUGUCUUCGUUUGAAAGCAGAGGCUUUGAUUAAACUCUCAGAUUAUGACUCUUCAGAGGAAGCAAUUCGUACGCUUGAUCAGAUUUCUGAUGCAGAUAAUAUCCCAGGACUUUUGGUUCUCAAAAGCUUGGCCUAUCGGAACAAAGGUUCAUUUGAUGAAGCUGCAAAGAUUAUGGAAGACCUUCUGUCUUCUUACCCUGACCUAGCUGAAGUUCAUGCCCUUGAGGCUUUGAUUCAUUUCACCAAAAAGGACUAUCUACAAGCAGAAAAAUGUUUUCAGAGAGCUCUUGAGAAAGAUACCGAAGUUGCAGAAUAUCAUUACCAACUUGGAUUAACAUACUGGUUCAUGGGUGAAGAGACAAGAAAAGAUAAAACAAAGGCUCUUACCCACUUUCUGAAGGCUGCAAGACUGGAUACAUAUAUGGGCAAAGUUUUCUGCUAUUUAGGUCAUUAUUAUAGAGACGUAGUGGGAGAUAAAAACAGAGCUCGUGGAUGUUAUAGGAAAGCCUUUGAAUUAGAUGACACUGAUGCUGAAUCUGGAGCUGCAGCGGUUGACCUAAGUGUGGAGCUUGAAGAUAUGGAAAUGGCUUUAGCUAUCCUAACAACAGUAACUCAAAAGGCAAGUGCUGGAACGGCAAAAUGGGCCUGGCUUAGGCGAGGACUAUACUAUUUGAAAGCUGGUCAGCAUUCUCAAGCAGUGGCUGAUUUACAGGCAGCAUUAAGAGCAGACCCAAAGGACUUCAAUUGUUGGGAAUCGUUAGGAGAAGCAUACUUAAGCAGAGGAGGCUACACAACAGCCUUGAAGUCCUUCACAAAAGCCAGUGAGCUGAACCCAGAAUCCAUAUACAGUGUGUUUAAGGUUGCAGCAAUACAGCAAAUCCUAGGCAAAUAUAAGGAGGCUGUAGCUCAAUACCAGAUGAUCAUUAAAAAGACAGAAGAUUAUGUGCCUGCUUUAAAAGGUUUGGGUGAAUGCCAUCUUAUGAUGGCAAAAGCAGCUCUAGUUGAUUAUCUUGAUGGAAAAGCCGUAGACUACAUAGAAAAAGCACUGGAAUAUUUUACUUGUGCUCUACAGCAUCGAGCUGAUGUGUCCUGCCUCUGGAAGCUAGCUGGGGAUGCUUGUACCUGUCUGUAUGCUGUCUCACCAUCUAAAGUGAAUGUUCAUGUUUUAGGAGUCCUUCUAGGUCAGAAAGAAGGAAAACAAGUAUUAAAGAAAAAUGAGCUCCUCCACCUUGGAGGAAGGUGUUAUGGUCGUGCAUUAAAACUGAUGUCUACAUCUAAUACAUGGUGUGAACUUGGAAUUAAUUAUUAUCGCCAAGCACAACAUCUAGCAGAAACAGGCAGCAACAUGAAUGAUCUUAAGGAGUUGCUGGAGAAAUCUUUACAUUGUCUGAAAAAAGCAGUGAGACUCGACAGUAAUAAUCACUUAUACUGGAAUGCUCUUGGUGUGGUUGCAUGUUACAGUGGUAUUGGAAAUUAUGCCCUUGCUCAGCACUGUUUCAUCAAAUCAAUCCAGUCAGAACAAAUUAAUGCUGUUGCAUGGACCAACUUGGGAGUGUUAUACCUCACAAAUGAAAAUAUUGAGCAAGCUCAUGAAGCUUUCAAAAUGGCCCAAUCCCUUGAUCCAUCUUAUUUAAUGUGCUGGAUUGGACAAGCUCUUAUUGCUGAGGCAAUUGGAAGUUAUGACACCAUGGAUCUCUUCAGGCACACUACAGAACUAAAUAUGCAUACCGAAGGAGCAUUAGGUUAUGCGUAUUGGGUCUGCACAACAUUGCAAGAUAAAAGCAACAGAGAAACAGAGCUGUACCAAUACAACAUCCUCCAGAUGAAUGCUAUUCCAGCAGCACAAGUUAUUUUGAAUAAAUAUGUAGAAAGAAUUCAGAAUUAUGCCCCAGCUUUCACAAUGUUGGGUUACUUAAACGAACAUCUACAACUGAAAAAGGAAGCAGCAAAUGCAUACCAAAGGGCAAUUUUGUUGUUACAGACUGCAGAAGACCAAGAUACUUACAAUGUUGCAAUAAGAAAUUACGGCAGAUUGUUAUGUUCCAUUGGUGAAUAUGAUAAAGCUAUCCAGGCUUUUAAGUCAACACCCCUUGAAGAGUUAGAAGACAUCAUAGGUUUUGCAUUGGCUUUAUUCAUGAAGGGGCUUUAUAAAGAGAGCAGCAAAGCCUAUGAGAGAGCCUUGUCUAUUGUUGAAUCGGAGCAAGACAAAGCCCAUAUCUUGACAGCUCUGGCAAUAACUGAAUAUAAACAAGGAAAAAUGGAUGUAGCCAAGACAUUGCUAUUUAAAUGCUCUAUCUUAAAGGAACCAACCACAGAAAGCCUUCAAGCCCUGUGUGCUCUAGGGUUGGCAAUGCAGGAUGCUACACUGUCAAAAGCAGCACUUAAUGAGUUACUGAAGCACAUAAAACACAAAGACAGUAAUUAUCAGAGGUGCCUUCUUACAUCAGCGAUUUAUGCACUCCAAGGCCGCAGUGUGGCUGUGCAAAAACAAGUAUCUAAAGCUGUUCACAGCAACCCUGGUGACCCUGCUCUUUGGUCUCUGUUGUCUCGAGUUGUUGCACAGUAUGCUCAACGAAAUGCAAAGGGAGGUGUUGUAGCAGGAAAUGUGGCUCAUAUUCUGGACUCAAAUCAUGGAAAGAAGGCAUUACUGUACACUGCGGUAAAUCAGUUGGCUAUGGGAAGCAGUUCAGCAGAAGAUGAAAAAAAUAUUGCGCUAAAGACCAUUCAGAAGGCAGCUCUCAUUUCUCCAGGUGAUCCUGCUAUCUGGGCUGGGCUAAUGGCAGCCUGUCACGCUGAUGAUAAACUGGCCUUAGUGAACAACACUCAGCCAAAGAGGAUAGAUUUAUACUUGGCACUGUUAUCUGCUGUUUCUGCUUCAAUUAAAGACAAAAAAUUCUUUGAAAAUUACAACCAGUCUCUUGAAAAGUGGUCUCUGUCACAAGCUGUCACUGGUCUAAUAGACACAGGAAGAAUAUCUGAAGCUGAAACUCUCUGCACAAAGAAUUUAAAAAGUAACCCUGAUCAGCCAGCCGUUAUCUUACUUUUGAGACAAGUUCAGUGUAAACCACUCCUGGAGUCACAAAAGCCACUCCCAGAUGCUGUACUUGAAGAACUACAAAAAACAGUCAUGUCCAACUCAACCUCUGUUCCAGCUUGGCAGUGGCUGGCACAUGUGUAUCAAUCCCAAGGAAUGAUGAGAGCUGCAGAGAUGUGUUACAGAAAGAGUCUACAAGUGGCAUCCCAACAGGGCAGUUGGAGUGGGAAGCUCUCAAGUCUGUUGAGACUAGCACUACUUGCAUUAAAAGUCUGUAUGGCUAACAUUUCCAAUGAUCACUGGCCAUCUUUGGUUCAAGAGGCUACAACUGAGGCCUUGAAGCUUUGCUUUUGUCCUCUGGCUGUUCUUUUACAAGCUUUGUUACAAUUCAAACGCAAAAUGGGGGCAAGAGAGACACGGCGUCUUUUGGAAAGAGUGGUAUAUCAGCCUGGGUAUCCCAAAUCUAUUGCAUCAACUGCACGUUGGUACCUACUGAGACACUUAUAUGCCAAAGAUGACUAUGAGCUUAUUGAUGUGCUGGUAAACAAUGCCAAAACUCAUGGAGAUACAAGAGCAUUGGAACUGAAUCAGAGAUUGUCCUCACAAUAACAUUGGAUUAUUUUAUAGUAAGGAAGCAAAGAAAAAGCUGUAAGAAUGAAGCAAUGAAUCAAGACUUCUACCCAAAGCAACAUUUUUUUAAACGAUAUUUAUUCCUUUUCUAAAGGAAUCUAGAGAAGUUGAAGUUUUUAAGUUAGGAAUGCAAUUUUCUGUUACCUCCAGACCUGAUUUUAAUCUGAAAAAAAAAAAAAUUUAAUUUGGGAAAACCAGAAUGAAAGGAAAACCAUUAUUGCCUUGGUUGCUUAACAUUAUUUGUAAACCAUUAUUUUCUGCAUCUUGCAUGGUGCACAAUAGAAUAUCUUUUACUGUAAUCCCUUACAAUAAAGCCUUAAUAGCCAUUUUCUAUGUAAUAUGCAAAAGUAGAUUAGCACAAUGCACAAUUUUCUUUUGUUAAAAAUCAAAUUCAAAGAUUGAAUUCCUCCUAUGAAUUCUAAAGUUCGGCAAACCAACUCAUCAUAAAAUCCAGAUAAUCUUGUAACCUAUUUAUCUAGUGAUUCAUCUCCGAUUCUGUUGAAAAAGCAUAAUAUAAAUGUUGAUGAGUCUAGACUCUAAUGGAUAUGUUUAUAUAAUUCCAAACACUCAGGUGUGUGAAUGGCAUUUAAAAACAUUAAUGGAAAAUAAUGCUGAUAAUAUUUAAUUGAUCAUGCAAUUCCUUCAAUUAUGAUGGAAAGACUUGAACUUUCUGAAAUAAAACAAAAAUAGUG